Messenger RNA from Clarias gariepinus (North African catfish), 1058 nucleotides. Its product is annotated as microfibril-associated glycoprotein 4-like. The record is from RefSeq and is a predicted model, not a curated record. The transcript is spliced from 5 exons. NCBI's taxonomy places the organism in Eukaryota, Metazoa, Chordata, Actinopteri, Siluriformes, Clariidae. Bases 214 to 945 code for a protein of 243 amino acids. Gene Ontology annotation, biological process: elastic fiber assembly.
AGGCAGUGUUACCAGGCAUUGUUAAUUUAAGUUCACAAGACUUUGUGUUCUUUUAUUUUCCUUUGAACCCUUUGCUUAGUAUUUGCUAUUUUCACCAUAAAUCUACCUCGUUUUAUUUGCUUACGUUGUAGUUGCUUGCAAUAUAAAAUAAUAAAAGGACUGCCGCUGACGAUUCCGGGGAUUACAUUUCCAAGGACACUUUCUAAGGUCAUUAUGUUUUCCAUGAGCUAUGUUCUACUGCUCCCCCUGCUGGCUGGGAGUACUCCUUAUUAUCAGGAUCUGUUUCCGACUGACUGUGCUGACGUCUAUACUAAUGGACACACAGUUAGUGGAGUUUACACCAUCUAUCCUGCAGAGGACACACCUGUCCAGGUGUACUGCGACAUGGACUGCUGGGGAACCCAAACAAAGAAUGGGAAUUGGACGGUGUUUCAGAGGAGAAUGGACGGCAGUGUGAAUUUCUACAGACCAUGGGAGCACUACAAGAAAGGUUUUGGGAACAAGGAUGGAGAAUACUGGCUGGGACUGGAGAAUCUCUACCAGCUCACACGUAAGAGGAAAUACGAGCUGAGAGUGGAUCUGCAGGACUUUGAUGGAUCAUCAGUUUCCGCACACUAUUCCUAUUUCUCUAUAGAUUCUGAGGCUGAGGGCUACAGGCUGAACGUUAGGGGUUUCAUCAAUGGAGGUGCUGGUGAUUCUAUGGAAUCCGCCGAUCAACAGAAAUUCUCCACCCCUGACAGAGACCAGGACUCUUAUGCAGGGAACUGUGCUAAACUCUACCUUGGUGCAUUUUGGUACAAUCAGUGCCACCAUGCUAACCCUAAUGGGAUAUACAUUUGGGGAAGUGACAACACUCAUUUUGCUAUUGGAAAUGUGUGGAACACUUGGAAAGGCUAUAAUCAUGGUUUAAAAUCCAUCACUAUGAAAAUCAGACCUGUGAUAUAAUGAUUUGAGGUUUCACUUUACUGUACACUUCACCCAUACACUGAAUGGGUUGAAAGAUGUAACUAUAUUGAUUCAUUUAAAUUUAAUAAAACACUGAAUUUUGGGAAAUUUGA